GGCCUGCAGAGCGGCCAGACCAUCGCGCUGCCCGCGCAGGGCCUCAUCGAGUUCCGCGACGCGCUGGCCAAGCUCAUCGACGAUUACGGAGGCGAGGACGACGAGCUGGCCGGCGGCCCGGGAGGCGGCGCUGGGGGCCCCGGGGGUGGCGUGUAUGGGGAGCUCCCGGAGGGCACUUCCAUAACUGUGGACUCCAAGCGCUUCUUUUUCGACGUGGGCUGCAACAAAUAUGGGGUGUUUCUGCGAGUAAGCGAGGUGAAACCGUCCUACCGCAAUGCCAUCACCGUGCCCUUCAAGGCCUGGGGCAAGUUCGGGGGCGCCUUUUGCCGGUAUGCGGAUGAGAUGAAAGAAAUCCAGGAGCGACAGAGGGAUAAGCUUUAUGAGCGCCGUGGUGGGGGCAGCGGCGGCGGCGACGAGUCCGAGGGUGAGGAGAUGGAUGAGGAUUGAGACGGGCGGCUUCCCCUACAGGCCUCCCCCACCCCGCCACCAUCCCCCUGGCUAGAUGGUUUCCUUUCCUGCUCAUCCUCAGUGAGCUAGUGGAGAGGGAGCAAAGGAGGCCCCAGAGGAAAAAAACAAAA
Messenger RNA from Galeopterus variegatus (Sunda flying lemur), 578 nucleotides. RefSeq names its product purine-rich element binding protein B (gene PURB). Gene Ontology annotation, molecular function: RNA polymerase II transcription regulatory region sequence-specific DNA binding; DNA-binding transcription factor activity, RNA polymerase II-specific; purine-rich negative regulatory element binding. The record is from RefSeq and is a predicted model, not a curated record. The annotation marks the transcript as partial. NCBI's taxonomy places the organism in Eukaryota, Metazoa, Chordata, Mammalia, Dermoptera, Cynocephalidae. Gene Ontology annotation, cellular component: nucleus. Gene Ontology annotation, biological process: regulation of transcription by RNA polymerase II. The transcript has a single exon.